GGCGGCGACGGGCGGGCAGAGGCGGGGCCGGGGGCGGGUGACAGCUGCCUGUCGGGGGCCGUGGUCGCGCGUUCGCUGUCUGUGGUGCGAGGCGCGCGCAGGUCGGAGGCGGAUGCGUGAGGACCUGAGAGCGCUGCGCGGGCGCCGUUCCCUGGGACGAGACGCGGCGGGGGCGCCCGGCCCCGGGCCGGCUGCGACAGAGGCUGGGGGAUGACGGGCCCCGCGAGUGACCGAGGGGCGUCCGAGAGCGUCUUCGACCUGGACUACGCCUCGUGGGAGGUCCGCUCGGCGCUGGCGGUGGCCGGCUUCGCCUUCUACCUGGGCGCCUUCGUCGUGUGCCACCAGCUGUCCUCCUCCCUGAGCGCCACCUACCGCUCCCUGGUGGCCAAGGAGAAGGUCUUCUGGAACCUGGCGGCCACCCGGGCCGUCUUCGGGGUGCAGAGCACGGCGGCGGGCCUGUGGGCGCUGCUGGGGGACCCCGUGCUGCACGCCGACAAAGCGUGGGCCCAGCAGGGCUGGUCCUGGUUCCACAUCGCCACGGCCACCGGCUUCUUCUUCUUCGAGAACGCGGCCCUGCACCUCUCCAACGCCCGCUUCCGCACCUUCGACCCCUUCCUGGCCCUGCACCACCUCUUCGCCUUCCUGGGCUUCCUGGGGCUGCUGGUCAACCUCCAGGCCGGCCACUACCUGGCCAUGGCCACCCUGCUUCUGGAGAUGAGCACCCCCUUCACCUGCGUGUCCUGGAUGCUCCUGAAGGCCGGCUGGUCGGACUCGCUGCUCUGGAGGGCGAACCAGUGGCUGAUGAUCCACAUGUUCCACUGCCGCAUGGUGCUGUCCUACCACAUGUGGUGGGUGUGCCUGCGGCACUGGGACGGCCUGCGCCGCAGCCUGCACCCGCCGCACCUGGCGCUCUUCCUGUGCGGGAUGGGCCUGCUGACGCUCGUGCUCAACCCGUACUGGACCCACAAGAAGACGCAGCAGCUCCUGCACCCCGUGGACUGGAACUUCGCGGCGCCGCGGCCCGGGGGCAGCAGCGCGCUCCCCAGAACCAACGGCCACAGGCCCCAGAAGAAGGGGCAGUAGCCGCUCGGGCCCCCCUUCGCCCCGCGGGGCGGCGUCCUGGCGAGGGGGCCGUGGGGGCCGAGUGCCCGGCAGUGGGCCCGAGGGGCUGCAGACCGACUCGCUGUCUCGCUGGUGUGGGUCUCCCAGGAGCCACCGAAGGGCUCCGGGGCCUGCUGUGCCGUCGGAGCAGCCUCCCGCCGUGCUGAUGCCGCUGUCUGCCCUGGCGCUCACCCACGGCGGCCUGCUGCUCGUCCGGAAGGGCCCGGCUGCGAGGCGAGCUGUCCUGCAGCCCUUGCCUGCUGCUGCAGCCUGGGACCCAGCCUGCCCUGCUGGGUCUGCGAGGCGGGCCUGGACCGGGCGGCUGCACCCAGAAAUGCCACCCGCGGGAGUGGUCAAGCCAGCUGGAUCCUUCCCAGCCACACCUUCAACUGCUGCUUCCUGUCCAACAGCCUCACGGUUGGAAAGAAUUGCCCUGAGGUGGAAACUGCUGUGACCUGUCCCUUGCCAGGUGGGCGGGUCCAGCGGCUCCUGGCCUGGCGGGAGGAGCUCCUGGGGGGCAGCCGGCCCGGAAGUCACCGUCUGCUGUGGGAGCGAGGGGAGGAGACGGGACAUCUCGUCAGACUUUCAUCAAGGCCACAGAACAGGAAUUUUUGUUCAGAUCACAUCGCUCAGCUAACACGGUGAGGAGGACACUCGCUGAUCUCGAGAGUCUGCAUUUCGGAGCAUUUCCGUCCGCGGAGCUGCCAGCAGGGCCCACGCAGGCCCCAGCUCCGCGGCUGGUUUUCUCUGUGGCUCCCAGGACUCAGGGGGCUGGGGGGCGAGCGGCGUCCCCCAGCCGGGCUGCGGCCCUGAGCUCCUGCACCUUAAGCGCCACUGCCCCCCCCACUUUCCUCGGCUGCCUGGUGGGCUUUGCACGCCCACCCAGCACCCUGACUGACAGGUGUGCAAGCACUGUUCUUGCCACGAGUGUGCAGUUAAAAUCGAGAGUUUAUUUUUAUCAAAAGCGCCUUUGAAGCGUUUUUGGCGACGCCUGUUGGUGGUGAAAUCAGCGGGCCUGGGCCUGUGGCCAGCAGGGGCCCGAGGUCACCGCCUCCUCGUCACCCCGUCGCUGGGCUGCACUGAUCACGUGACCCCUGUGCACCGCACCGAGAAGCACCUGGUCUCUCCCAGCGAAGCCCGCCCCUGUGGAGACCAGUGACCGGAGCCACCGCCCUGUGGCCUGUGCUUCCUGACCCGGGGUCCGGGGGGGGGGAUAGGGCGUCUGUCGGGGGACAGGCAGGAAACGAAGGAAAAUAAAGUGGCUGAUGUUCACAGCA
Messenger RNA from Phyllostomus discolor (pale spear-nosed bat), 2378 nucleotides. RefSeq names its product CLN8 transmembrane ER and ERGIC protein (gene CLN8). Bases 211 to 1083 code for a protein of 290 amino acids. NCBI's taxonomy places the organism in Eukaryota, Metazoa, Chordata, Mammalia, Chiroptera, Phyllostomidae. The record is from RefSeq and is a predicted model, not a curated record. Gene Ontology annotation, biological process: lipid homeostasis. Gene Ontology annotation, cellular component: membrane; endoplasmic reticulum. The transcript has 3 exons.